AUGGCCAACAUGACACUCACGACAAAACCCACUUCGAGACUCGCUCUAAGAAUCAAAGCCAAAGCCUCCAGAGCCACUGCCAUGGCCUCCAUAUCCACCAAAACCAAGGUGGUGCCUGCAGUCAUAGUCGGCGCCGGAAGGGUUGGGAAGGCCUUAAAUGACAUGGGCAAUGGUGAUGACUUGCUCGUCAAAAGAGGAGAGCCUGUGCCUCUUGACUUUGAAGGCCCAAUCUUGGUUUGUACUAGAAAUGAUGAUCUCGACGCUGUUCUUGAGUCCACUCCAAGGGCCAGAUGGAACGAAUGCAGUGUAGCUGAGGAUUUGUCCUCCGACUUCUUUUAUGUUUCUUUUAGAUUGAAUGGAAUGCUGGAACCAUGGCUUGAAAGUAAAGGUCUUGGUGAUGCGAACCAAGUGUUGGCAUAUUUUGCUGUCUCCAAGCUGGGAGAACCUCCAGUUGAUGGAAUAACCGAUGCCAAUCCUGAAGGACUGACAGCAUCAUAUGGGAAGUGGGCAUCUGCAGUGGCUGACAGAUUACAUGCUGGAGGCCUCACUUGCAAGGUUCUUGACAAGGAAGCAUUUCAGAAGCAGAUGUUGGAAAAGUUGAUAUGGAUUUCAGCAUUCAUGCUUGUUGGAGCUCGUCAUCCAGGAGCAAAUGUAGGUGGUGUAGAGAAAGACUACCGCUCUGAGUUCAGCAUUCGUGACUCUAUAAUUUUCCUUUGA
Messenger RNA from Rosa rugosa (rugosa rose), 717 nucleotides. RefSeq lists its product as uncharacterized. NCBI's taxonomy places the organism in Eukaryota, Viridiplantae, Streptophyta, Magnoliopsida, Rosales, Rosaceae. The coding region runs from base 1 to 717 and encodes 238 amino acids. The transcript is spliced from 4 exons. The record is from RefSeq and is a predicted model, not a curated record.